Molecule: messenger RNA, 1158 nt
Organism: Cucumis sativus (cucumber)
Lineage: Eukaryota; Viridiplantae; Streptophyta; Magnoliopsida; Cucurbitales; Cucurbitaceae
Product: RNA-binding protein 1
Exons: 2
Coding region: 144-860 (238 amino acids)
Molecular function (GO): RNA binding
Source: RefSeq, a predicted model, not a curated record
GUUACCAGCAUUCGACAUGGCACCUUGUGUUUUUGCUGAAAAUCUCCUCAUACCUGUAAUGUCAAAGCCGUAAAAAAAAUUGGAAGUUGAAAAGAAAAAAAAAACUAUACGUGAUAAAAUCUUUGGAGCCAACAAGGUUGAAUAUGAGUACUACUAGGAUGGACAAUAACAAUGAUCAGUGUAGGGGAAGAAAGAUUUUUGUUGGUGGCUUAUCGGCUGAACUAACUGAGGAGGAGUUCAGAAGUUACUUUGAAAAUUUUGGUCAGAUAACUGAUGUAGUUGUGAUGCAUGAUAGUGUAACCAAUCGCCCUAGAGGAUUUGGAUUUGUCACAUUUGAAUCUUUAGAAUCUGUUGACUCAGUUCUGCAAAGGAACUUUCAUGAACUGAAUGGGAGGCGUGUGGAGGUGAAGAGAGCUAUCCCAAAAAAGGGCAACUACAAUGGUGUUCAUAUUCCCAAUGCUAGAGCAGCAAAAAGUCCACUUCUUAAUGGUAAUAGGAAUGUUCCUUUCCCUUACCCUUAUUAUGGUUCGGGUUAUCCAAUUUAUCCCGGUUUUACACAUUUUCCACAUUAUGGAGCAGCAGUUGAUUCGUAUGGUUCUAACUUCUAUGGGAAUUGGUUUCCCCCUGGUUCUGCUAACAUAGCUUCAGAUGGAUGGUGGCAUGGACCUAAUUUUUUUAGUGUUGGGAUGUUACCUCCACUUUGUAGAAAUUCUUUAAUGCAUCCAAGCAAGGGGAUCUAUAUAGGGAGCAGAAAUGGAAUGGCUAAUACCAGAAACGGGGAGAUAAAGCAGAACACGGCCGGAAAACGAAUUAUGUCGGCUGAUGCAGCUCCAUUUCAGAUCAAAGACAGAACUUCUUGAAGAUAUUUUAACUUAAAUAUUUGUUAUUGGAUUUGCAUCUUACGUAAUGGCAUUUGAUUUGUAAAUUCUGUUGGGAUAGAUCUAUGUCUCUCAUUCUUAGAAUUCUUGGGAUAUAAUUGUUCUGUGAAUAAAUCUCUCCUUUGGGGUAUGACAAUGCUUGUGAAUAAUUUUUGUGGACCAAGACAAUGAUUAUGAUUAAUUGCUUAUGGUGCACUGAAAUAUUGAAGGGCAUCUAGGUCAUGACUCUCCUAAGAAUAUAACAAUGAGUUAAUACUAUUCCAAAACAAUUUUAUGUUAA